Thlaspi arvense is the source of this 357-nucleotide messenger RNA. The record is from the annotation of a GenBank genome assembly. Lineage: Eukaryota; Viridiplantae; Streptophyta; Magnoliopsida; Brassicales; Brassicaceae.
AUGAGACUGUUACAAGUUCUUUCUUGUACACUGGACACUGUAGUUGGAUUUUUGAUGGCUGGAGUUGGUAAUGUUGACAUAAGGAGGAAGACAAACUACCUCAUCGUGGAUUCGAAGACUACUGUGAGACAAAUUGAGGAAGCUUUCAAGGAAUUCUCAACGAGGGAUGAUGUUGCCAUCGUCCUUAUCAGCCAAUACGUUGCCAAUAUGAUCCGGUUCUUGGUGGACAGCUACAACAAGCCGGUUCCUGCAAUCCUGGAGAUCCCUUCCAAGGACCAUCCCUAUGAUCCAGCUCAUGAUUCAGUUCUCUCCCGUGUCAAGUACCUCUUCUCUGCGGAAUCUGUGUCACAGCGUUAA